Molecule: messenger RNA, 414 nt
Organism: Aspergillus aculeatus ATCC 16872
Lineage: Eukaryota; Fungi; Ascomycota; Eurotiomycetes; Eurotiales; Aspergillaceae
Exons: 1
Coding region: 1-414 (137 amino acids)
Source: RefSeq, a predicted model, not a curated record
AUGGACUUGGCUGCAUCUUCAGGAUAUUGCGGGCCGUCCUCCUCCUGGUCCUUCUCCCAGCGCGUCUUCCUGCUCUUCAACUCCGCUGUUCCCGACUACCCGUGCCCAGAUCUUCCUUUUCACAUCGAUGGCUGUACCUGGGAACUUAGCUGGUCCCAAACUGAUUUUGAAGAUGCUUCUGUUGUGGAGGGGCUGCCGUCGCUGGAUGACUUUCUCUAUUUGCUCAAUACCGUCAAGUUCCAUUCCUCUCGGAUGCUAUAUCUCGUCGACGAAGACGAGUUCAUACCUCAUCUCCACGAGUUCUAUGAUCGAGGGCUCGAGAAGGCCAGAACUCAGCCCCCAUGGUUCAUUCAAUACCUUCUGAUCAUCGCUCUCGCCAAGGCUUUCUUGACUACAUUCAGGAAUCCCAAAUGA